CUCGCAACCGAUUGGCUGACUGUCUCUGUUGUCAAACUCCAUUGGCUACAGGCACACACGCCUGUCACCAGUCUGAGCAAGAAAACAAACGACAAGGUUUUUCCAUGUGUGAGUGAUUAAGCCAACUGUAAGCAUGCUGACCGCACAGAGGGCAUGUGCAGCAAUGGCUGCCCGGCACCUGGUUAGAACUUCAGUCUCCUCAUCCCUCACACACUGCUCUCUGAUCCAUACUUCAGGACCCUGUCAGGACCGUGCUGAGCUGCAUUCUGAAUGGGCCAGUCUGGCUAAGAAACAGCUGAAGGGGAAGAACCCAGAAGAUCUGAUCUGGCACACUCCUGAGGGGAUUAACAUCAAGCCCGUGUACACCAAAGCAGACUCAAAAGAUGUUGUUGAUGAAUUGCCAGGAGUGUUUCCUUACACUAGAGGGCCCUAUCCCACCAUGUACACAUACAGACCUUGGACUAUCAGGCAGUAUGCUGGAUUCAGCACUGUUGAGGAGAGCAAUAAGUUCUAUAAAGACAACAUAAAGGCUGGUCAGCAGGGUCUUUCUGUGGCCUUUGACCUCCCGACACACCGUGGUUAUGACUCGGACAACCCCAGGGUCCACGGAGAUGUGGGCAUGGCUGGAGUGGCUAUAGAUACAGUUGAGGACAUGAAGUUACUCUUUGAUGGAAUCCCAUUGGAGAAGAUGUCUGUUUCAAUGACUAUGAAUGGAGCAGUUAUCCCUGUGUUGGCAAUGUUUAUUGUCACCGGAGAGGAGCAGGGCGUUCCAAAAGAGAAACUAACUGGCACGAUUCAAAAUGAUAUUUUGAAGGAAUUUAUGGUGCGCAACACCUACAUUUUCCCCCCGGAACCUUCCAUGCACGCCAUUGCAGACAUCUUUGCAUACACCUCUAAGCACAUGCCUAAGUUCAACUCCAUAUCCAUCAGUGGCUACCAUCUUCAGGAGGCCGGCGCUGAUGCCAUCUUGGAAGUAGCCUACACCAUUGCUAACGGCCUGGAGUACUGCCGCACUGGACUGAAAGCAGGUUUAACCAUAGAUGAAUUUGCUCCAAGGCUGUCGUUCUUCUGGGGCAUCGGGAUGAAUUUCUACAUGGAAAUUGCCAAGCUGAGGGCAGCCAGGAGGUUAUGGGCUACGCUCAUUAAAGAAAAUUUCCAGCCCAAGAAUGCCAAGUCUCUCCUCCUGCGCACACACUGCCAGACCUCAGGCUGGUCUCUCACUGAACAAGAUCCAUACAACAAUGUGAUCCGCACGGUGAUUGAAGCCAUGGCCGCUGUGUUUGGGGGGACCCAGUCACUGCACUCCAACUCCUUCGAUGAAGCUCUGGGCUUGCCCACCGUGAAAAGCGCUCGCAUCGCCAGGAACACUCAGAUCAUCAUCCAGGAGGAGUCGGGCAUCCCCAAAGUUGCAGAUCCUUGGGGAGGCUCGCACAUGAUGGAGGCUCUCACAGAUGAUGUCUAUAACACUGCUUUGAAGUUUAUUAAAGACAUCGAAGAGAUGGGAGGCAUGGCCAAAGCGGUAGCCGAGGGAAUUCCAAAGCUGCGUAUUGAGGAAUGUGCUGCUCGUAGACAGGCCCGCAUUGACUCAGGCUCAGAAGUUAUUGUUGGUGUGAACAAGUACCGUCUGGAGAAAGAGGAGACGGUGGAGGUCCUGGCCAUAGAUAACACUGCUGUGCGCCAGAAGCAGAUUGAAAAACUGGAAAAGGUGAGGGAGAGCCGUGACCCUGAGAAAGCCAAGAAGUGUCUGGCUGCCAUUGAGGAGUGUGCCCGAACCAGGGAGGGCAACCUUUUAGCUCUGGCUGUGGAGGCAUCAAGAGCCAGAUGCUCUGUUGGUGAGAUAACCGAAGCCAUGAAGACGGUGUUUGGUGAACACAAGGCCAGCACCAGGAUGGUGAGCGGGGCUUACCGCACUGAGUUCGGAGAGCAUGAAGAGAUCACUCUGGCCAACAACAGAGUUGCAGAGUUCAAGAGGCAUGAGGGGAGGAAUCCUCGAUUGCUGGUGGCAAAGAUGGGGCAGGAUGGUCACGACAGAGGUGCCAAAGUUAUCGCCACGGGGUUUGCAGACCUGGGCUUUGACGUAGACAUCGGACCACUGUUUCAGACCCCCCGGGAGGUGGCCCAGCAGGCGGUCGAUGCAGACGUUCACUGUGUCGGGGUCAGCACGCUGGCCGCAGGACACAAGACCCUGGUGCCAGAGCUCAUCAAGGAACUCCAAAAACUCAACAGGCCAGAUAUACUUGUCAUCUGUGGAGGUGUCAUCCCACCCCAGGACUACGAGUUCUUGUACCAGAGUGGCGUAUGCGCCAUCUUUGGCCCAGGAACCAGGAUCCCACAGGCUGCAGUGGAGGUUAUUGACAACAUUGAAAAGAGCCUGGAAAAGAAUCGACAAGCAAUGUGAAAGCAAACUACAAAAAGCGAACUGCUUGUUCAAGCAUCUGUACAGGAUCAGUCUGACUGGUAGCACGAGGAUGUAAAAGAAAAAGAAGACUAAUUGUUACAUUUCGUUUUUUGUGUGUUCAUUAACAACACUCAAAAUGAACAAUGUAACGUCAGACAAACCUCCUCAGUAGGAUUUGAAUGAUGUUUGUUAAUGAUUUCACCCUUUGCAUCAUACCUGUGUGUGAUUUGUAUUGAUUUCUUAAUCAGUCUGAUUAUAUUACAUCUGAAAUUCCAGAAAAUUUCAGAGUGUAAAAGAAAGCACUUAUCAUACACUGUUAUUCCAAUUAGGAUUAUGAUGUGACAGAAAUUUGCCUUUUUAUUUUUACAGUCCAAGAUAAAACACGGGGAAAACCACAAACCUGCUUUGAAUGUAUUUUUUGAAAUGUCUCUGUGUAAUUUAAUAACUUAGCAGAGUGUGAUUAGUGCCAGUGUGGUGGAGAUUGAUCAAAAUAAUCCUCUUGUAUAACUUUAUCCCUGCCUCUUAUUUUCAUGGAUAUGAUUGUCGUGUAAGUGGCCUUCUGUCGCGCUGAUCUCGCCUCUUUGCAUCAAUCAUAAAUUUGUUCCGAGGAUAAAACCCCGUCACAGCAGUCAGAGUUUAUGAAGUCGUUACAGAAAAGUAUUUUUCUGAUUGUGACUCUGAAUUCGGUUUACUGGUCUUUACUCAAAAUAAAUACUGUGAACUUUGGAAAUGUAUAAGCUGAAGCAUGUUCUUGUGAAAGGACAAAAGAUGACAAUUUAAGUGAAGUGACAUAGUUGCAGGUGCAUAAUGGUCUGGUCUGAGUAUCUUAGCAACUACUGAUUUACUGGGAUUUCCACAUAUAACCAUCUGUAGACUUUAUAGAAAAUGGUCUGUACCAAGUGAACAUUGACACCAGUGCCUGAGUAUUUUUGUUUUGAACGUCCAUUCCUUCAUGACCACAGUGCACCCAUAUUUUAAUGUCACUCAAUAGAGUUCAGAUCAUUGGAAACUGGUUUCUUAACACAACAAUGAGUUCACUGUAUUCAAAUGACACAGUCACCAGAUCUCCACCUUUGGGAUUUGGUGGAGUAUAUGGUUACAGUUUGUAUUCUGCUCUCGAUGACCUUGAAUUGAAUCAAGGCAUAUCUGAAACGCAUACUAAGAGGAAAGCAAUACAUGUAUAUGAAAUGCAUGCAAAUUCACACCCUUCUGCCUUUAAUGGAUUUAUACGUCAGCUGGCUUUGGCGACCUUUAUGCCCCGAUUUUAAAACGAGAUUAAGAAAACAUAGACUUAAAUGUCAGUCUUCAACAACCACCUCCUCACCAUUAAAAGCAGCUGUUGCUCUUUCAUUAUUCGUGUUGGAGAUCGAAUGUGUGAUUGUGUAACACUUUAGCACCGUGAAUUCGUUUUCCAAGACUUCAAUGCAUUCAUUAAGUGUUUAUUUUCAAAUUCAGAUCGUCAACAGUAGUUACAAGUUGCAAGAAAUAAAAAAGUCUACUUGCCGCACACAACAAAAUUAAAACACCACUCCAAUAUCAAAGGCAAAGGGAGUUAACAUCAGCAGAAGAUUCAGUUCAUACCACCUUUAAGUCGAUGUCUCAACACUAAAUCAAACCUUUCAAAGCCGAAUGAGCUGCAGAUGAGGCUCUGUUACAACACACUUGUAUUAGAGAGGUGUUUUGAAAAUGUAACGCACUUCACAUUCUGGCUCCACAUUUAAAAACAAGCAUGUAGACUUUGACUAAAAGCAGCCAGUGUUCAUGACACGACUUUGACUGAAAACGAAUGAAAGCAAAGCCACGUGUGUUCUGUUUCAUUACACUGAUUUCAGGCAUACACAUUCUUAAUCAAGAAUGAGCUCUUUCAGAUGCUAUCAAACAAAAGGACAUCCCAAUACAGAUAUUUACCAGCACACACGGCCACACGCUGUUAGCAUUAAAGCUACAAAAAUAAACAUAAACAGAAAAAAAGAAAUUCUAUGUCUGUAAUAUUAAUUUCAUGAGCUUGAGCAGAUGGCGGGACUUACAAAGAAACUUAACUGACGUAAAAACAAGAUAAACUCCAAAGAGAGGGAUCCUAUGAUGCUGGGCGAGAUGCGUGAGACUGCACUGGACCGAGAUAGAAAGAGAUACCAAUACAGUACAUGCUCACAACAUGGGUGAUGUCAGAAUCACUGAUUAAACCAUGCAUAUGUCAGGUUGCUGAAAUAACAGUACAACACAAUACGAUACAAUACCCUAACACAAUACCUACUUAACACAUACGGUAACUGCCUGUGCUGUUCCUGAAAUAAAAUGUCAGUCAAGAAUAUGAUUGUGUUUUUUUUUCAGGAAAACCAGAUUAAGUAUCUCAAAAAUAAUCACAAACCAAUUUAAAUACACAUGUGUAUAUUGAAUCAUUAAAGUGGACCUAUCCUGCUCAUUACUAGUCCCGUAUUUUUAAUACCUAACUCCAGAGCUAGCUGCUUUCCACAUUUCACAGUUCAAAAACGACCCUCCAUUUAAGCCAGCUUUCUUCUGAUUGGCUGCCGCUCUCAAAUGUGCUACUGUUCUCGCAGUGAGUGUGUCUGAGAUACGGAGGAGAAUUAGGGCCACCGAAAAGAAAAA
Messenger RNA from Pelmatolapia mariae (spotted tilapia), 5005 nucleotides. It is a transcript of the gene mmut, whose product is annotated as methylmalonyl CoA mutase. Gene Ontology annotation, cellular component: cytoplasm; mitochondrion. The transcript is spliced from 13 exons. The record is from RefSeq and is a predicted model, not a curated record. The coding region runs from base 134 to 2398 and encodes 754 amino acids. Lineage: Eukaryota; Metazoa; Chordata; Actinopteri; Cichliformes; Cichlidae. Gene Ontology annotation, molecular function: methylmalonyl-CoA mutase activity; cobalamin binding; metal ion binding.